Messenger RNA from Musca vetustissima, 474 nucleotides. Its product is annotated as protein snakeskin-like. The transcript has 3 exons. Gene Ontology annotation, biological process: septate junction assembly. The coding region runs from base 58 to 441 and encodes 127 amino acids. Lineage: Eukaryota; Metazoa; Arthropoda; Insecta; Diptera; Muscidae. The record is from RefSeq and is a predicted model, not a curated record.
AAAAGAAAACUAAAUAAAUAAACGUGGAAAUAAAAUCAAAAAAAUAAAUAAUACAAAAUGCAGUUCAACAAUCGUGCUAUUUUGAAAAUUAUCGAAUUGGUAAUUGCCGUCGUUUGCAUUGUUCUCUGGGAGACAAGUGGUAAUUUCUCCAGCAAUGCAUUGAUUGUGUGCGGUACCAUGGGUGGUUAUGCUGUAAUCUGUGCUGUCAUUUUGAUUGGUCAUGUCAUUAACUCAGUGGUUGAGAAACGUCUGAACGGUUUGUUCUCCAUCAUUGGCUGUGUCCUGUUUGUCAUCUCUGGCGCCCUGAUCAUUGAUCAAUGGCACGAUAGAUCCGAUCUCUUGUUCAAGGAAAGCAAACGUAAUGCCUUGGCUGCCGGUUCAUUGAUGAUCAUCAAUGGUGCUGUCUUCUUGAUGGAUACCAUUUCCAUUUUCAGAACGUAAAUUUGUUUUUUUUUUCUGAAUAUAUAUUUGCUU